GAAUGUUCUGUUCUGAUGAUGAAAUGACGCAUAUUGUUGCGUGUUUUGAAGAUUGUCCCCUCUCCCCUCAGGUAGAGGCAGAGAGCCAGGAGCUGGUGGAUGGCUCUCUGAUAGACCUGUGUGGAGCCACGCUCCUGUGGCGCACGGCCGAGGGCCUGAGCCGCACCCCCACCAUCAACCACCUGGAGGCGCUACGUCAGGAAAUCAACGCAGCCCGGCCCCAGUGUCCCGUCGGCUUCAACACCCUGGCCUUCCCCUCCAUGAGACGCAAGGACACCCCAGAUGAGAAGCAGCCAUGGGUCUAUCUUCAGUGUGGCCACGUCCACGGUUACCACAACUGGGGAAGCCACCGGGACAGAGACAGGCUGGACCGGGACAGAGACAGGCUGGACCGGGACCAGGAGGAGAGGGAGCAGGGCUGGAGCAGGGAGUGUCCUAUGUGUCGAGCCACUGGGCCGUACGUUCCCCUCUGGUUGGGCUGCGAGGCGAGCUUCUAUCUGGACACGGCUCCGCCCACCCACGCCUUCUCACCGUGUGGUCACGUGUGUUCCGAGAAGACGGCUGUGUUCUGGAGUCAGAUCCCGCUGCCGCACGGAACACACACCUUCCACGCCUCCUGUCCCUUCUGCGCCCAGCAACUGAGUGGCGAGCAGGGAUACGUUAGACUCAUCUUCCAGGGCCCUCUCGACUAGGGGGACUAUUUGUCCUUGGCCGGAACUACUUUCCUUUUGGUCGCAAAGGAACAACGCUUAGAACUUCCAACUGCCUGGGAUUUUGGGGCGGGGGGGGGGGGGUU
Molecule: messenger RNA, 796 nt
Organism: Oncorhynchus masou masou (cherry salmon)
Lineage: Eukaryota; Metazoa; Chordata; Actinopteri; Salmoniformes; Salmonidae
Product: E3 ubiquitin-protein ligase pellino homolog 1-like
Exons: 2
Coding region: 3-692 (229 amino acids)
Biological process (GO): regulation of Toll signaling pathway; protein K48-linked ubiquitination
Molecular function (GO): protein binding; ubiquitin protein ligase activity
Source: RefSeq, a predicted model, not a curated record